AUGGGGGAAGAACUAAGGUCGACUGCUGCCGGCCUUGGGCUUGCAUUAUCAGAGAAUGAGAUUGGCGACUAUGUGACUCUCUUAGACCGCAUGGAGAAGUCGUUGCAGACAGUGUCGGAGAUGCAUGACUAUCAGCCAAUACCAGAUCAAGGCAUAUACCCACGAUCCGACAUUCACUUUCCCACUGCAGAAUCUAAUCCGCUCGGCGCAUGGGCGUGGAAGUUCAAUGCAAAAAGCACCGCACCAAAAACUGAUCUUCUCACAGGCAAAACUGUCUGUCUCAAGGAUAAUAUCGCUGUCGCGGGUGUACCUUGCCUUCUGGGCACCGACACAUUUCAAGACUGGAUUCCGAACACCGACGCAACCGUAGUGAGCCGUAUCCUUGAUGCCGGUGGCACCAUCACUGGCAAAGCAGUAUGCGAGAAUCUUUCCCGCGGCGCGGUCAGCGCCACCGCUGCCACAGGACCUGUGCACAACCCGUAUGCAUUUGGAUACUCUGCAGGAGGAAGCAGUUCCGGAACUGCUGCGCUUGUGGCCAGCGGUGCGACAGACAUGGGGAUAGGAUGCGAUCAGGGUGGUAGCAUUCGCAUUCCCGCGAGUUUGUGCGGCCUGUACGGCUUCAAACCAACAGUCGGCUUGGUACCUUAUACAGGUAUAGCAAGUAAUGAUGCCUGCUUGGACUUUGUCGGUCCGAUGACAACAAGUUGCUUGGAUAAUGCACUACUCUUGGAAGCUAUUGCCGGCGUUGAUGGGCUGGAUGACCGUCAGUCAGCUGGCGCGCCGUUUCCCAGACAGGUACCACGCUAUGCACAACUGCUAACAGAGACCAAGGAGGAUGGGAUCAGGGGAAUGAGGAUCGGAAUAUUAAAAGAAGGGCUGGACCUGCCCGGGAUCAACCCUCAGGUGGAGAAGAAAUUCCAAGAUGCCAUGAACGUGUUUCGUCAACUUGGUGCCGUUGUGGAAGACGUUCAUGUUCCGAUUCACUCGCAGGCUCGAACUAUAAUCGUCGUUUUGAGUAAAAUGGGGAAUCACAUAGGAAUGCAGGGCAAAGCCACAGGACGAAGGCAAAUGAUGUUGACCGACUUGUUUGAAAAGAAAGACUUGCCAUAUUCGCCAGAGGUUCUCGCCAAGAUGAGCGUUAUGUGCAAGGAAGCUCUGAUAACUGGCGAAUACGCCUGGAAGCACUAUUCCACGCUCUAUCCCAAAGUCGUCAAUCUCAUACGCAAACUCCAAGAUGCCUACGACAAAGCACUUGAGAGAUAUGAUGUAUUGGUCAUGCCCACAACAAUUACAGAGUCUAACCCACUGCCUGCACAUGAUGCAUCUCCCCUUGAACACAUGGACGCAUCCAAGGGGAAGUUAGAGAACACAAGCCCAUUCAAUGCAUCAGGUCACCCGGCCCUUGCGGUACCCAUAGGGCUUAUCCCGAGUCGAGAGAACCAGAGCAUUGCGAUGCCAGUGAGUAUGCAAAUCGUGGGGCGGUACUGGGAUGAGUUGACGAUAUUGAAGAUUGCAUAUGCGUGGGAAUGCGCAGUCGGUAAUUGGAAAGAGUUCUGA
Molecule: messenger RNA, 1557 nt
Organism: Talaromyces atroroseus
Lineage: Eukaryota; Fungi; Ascomycota; Eurotiomycetes; Eurotiales; Trichocomaceae
Exons: 3
Coding region: 1-1557 (518 amino acids)
Molecular function (GO): catalytic activity
Source: RefSeq, a predicted model, not a curated record